Entamoeba invadens IP1 is the source of this 4272-nucleotide messenger RNA. Its product is annotated as protein serine/threonine kinase, putative. Gene Ontology annotation, biological process: protein phosphorylation. The transcript has a single exon. Lineage: Eukaryota; Evosea; Mastigamoebida; Endamoebidae. The coding region runs from base 1 to 4272 and encodes 1423 amino acids. The record is from RefSeq and is a predicted model, not a curated record. Gene Ontology annotation, molecular function: protein kinase activity; ATP binding.
AUGUACAUAGGUAUUCUUAUGCUCCACCCAUUCACUCUUCUUUUGGUCUUUUGUGCUGCAAAAACAACGACAGACUGUCCAACAUCAGUUGAAUCAAAAGAGUUCAUUUUUGAAGGAAAUUGCAACAUUAACACAGUUUUGGCCAUUGAAUCAAGUGGAAUACUUAGGUUAGUUCAGAGCGCAAAUUUAGAAGUGACUUAUUUAAAUCUAUACAACAAUGCAACACUUAUAUUACUCGAAAAUUCUGUUUUAAAUACUUCGCAAAGAAUGUUGUCAGAGUUGGCAAACAAAAUAACUGUUAAUGAUAAUUCAAAACUGCUUAUAGCCACAUAUGUAGAACUCGCUGAUAACUCCGUUUUCACAAUGAACAACAAUUCGUAUAUGAGCGUUCAGUCUUCUAUCACUGCAACCCAGGGCGCCUCAGUGAAUUUAAACAAUUUUUCAAAUGUCACUUCAAGCACUGUGGUCGUAGAAAAUGUAAAUUCACAAUUUUUAAUUACUAACGAUUCAUUGGUAACGACUGGAAAUAUUAAAAUAAAUAAUGGUGGUGUCCUUACUGUGAAUGAGAGAGGGAAAAUAACAUCAAAGGCUAGUUUAACUUUAUAUAAAGGCACCAUUUUGUUUAAAGACAGGGCAGUCAUUGAAAUUAAAAAUAAUCUCUAUGCACAAGAGGAUUCCACAAUGACCAUUUCAAAUAAUGUGAAUAUAGUCACAAACGAAAUGGCGGCUACUUUCUCGUCAAUAAUAAACAUAAACGACGAAUCUUUUGUGACUAUUAAAUCCGUGUUUAUAGUGUCCAAGUCAUUUUUUAAUAUCGAUGGGCCAAAGCCCAUUUUGAAAGGAAAAAUAACAGAGUUUUAUUGUGAAACUUCAACACAAGAAUUUACUGGUCUUUCUUGGCUUGAAGUAGGGUCUUUAAAUUUGGAAGCAAAUUGUAUUUCAAAAAUCAAUGGAAGAACAUAUAAAGAUCCACCUUUAUUCAUUGUUGAUAAUUUGGUAUCUAUUGGCUUCAAUUUCACAUCAAUAAACGAAUUCACUAUUGCCACUUCGAAACAGCCAAUGGAAAUAACAGUGCCGAGUGGGUAUAAUUUGUUGAUGGGAGGAAGAUUAUUGAGAUAUGGAAAAGGCCAAAAAGUGUAUUGCCAUCUUAAUGGAACUAAAGUUGCAUAUGGCAAUUUCAUUGAGGACUUUUGUCCAUGUUCUGGAGAAGAUUGUUACGUUGCCCCAUUUGAGGCAAUCAAGUCUGUUACUGUAACUAUUCUAAAGGCCCAACACAUGGAAAAAGAAGUCCAACAACAGAAAGUUAAACACUUGAGUUUUAAAAAACACCAAAAAGUUGAUUUUCAAAGAACCAAAAUUCGAACUCAAACAAUAAAAACUUCAAUAGAAGAAGACAAUGUUGUUGUUAUCAACAACUAUAAAUUGGUUAUCAACUCUAACAACUUUGUUGUUUUUAUUAACUCGGAUUCAGUUGAGACAGUGACUGUAAACAAUUUGGAAAAGAGUAUUAUUAUCGCUUCAAAGAGUAAUUUUGAAUUCGAUGGUAUUCUGUGUAAGAUGGGUGUUAUCACAAACAAUGUGUUAAGUUGUCAUGAGUACCCUCCUUGUCCAACCGGACAACGAAAUUUGGUAACAAAGAAGUGUGAAUCAUGUCCCGACAUUAAUUGUAAUUUGUGUGAUGAAACAAAAAGCUCAAAAUGUGUGAUGUGUCGAGAUGGAUUUCUCAAUAACAACGGCAUGUGUGUUGAAGACAAAUUUUGUAUGAAAACAGAUGGAAACGAUUGUUUCAAAUGUACUGAAGAAAAGUCUCUUGUUUCAAAAAGAUGUGAAGAUCCAAAGGAAAAAUGCAAAGACUUUGUUAAUCAAGAAAACGUCUGUCAAUUUUGUGUGCCACAAAACAAUGUAAUUAAUGUGAACGGCAAGUGUACCGAUGUUUCAAUCAACACUCUGUCUUAUAGCAACUCGUUUAUUAUUUCUUGUAAUGAAGGGCACUUUUCUAAUGGUACAACAUGUCAAAAGUGUUCUGAUGUGUUUAAAAAUUCGAUACUUUGCAAUUCAAACAAUCCAACCAAAUGUGACAAAUUAUACACCAUGUCUGCUAAUAAAAAGUGCGAGAAAAACACUUGCCAAUAUCCAGAAAAUACCCAAAUGGACCAAAAUGGUGUUUGUUCUCCUGCGAUAGCCAAUUGCACUUUCGUAUCAAAUGGAAAAUGUUUGUCUUGCACUGAAAACCACAUUUUGACUUCUUCAACACAGUGCACAUAUCACAUUGAUGAUACUUGUGCAAUACAGAACUCUUAUGGGUGUGUGCGCUGUAUAUUACAAAAUUAUUCUGAUGAUUCUGGAAAGUGUCAAUUGUGUGACUCAAAUUGUAUUACUUGUGUGUAUAAUUCUUCAUUUUGCAUAACUUGCCAAAACGGAUAUUUUAUGAAUGAACAUCGAUGUGUACCAAACAAAGAACUUGAAGAGAGUUGUUCAGUCUUUUCAGUGACCGGCAAUGGGUGUUAUCAAUGCAAAAGUGGCUAUUAUCGUCUUGGUUUAAAUUGUCUUCGAUGUUCUGAAAAGUGUUCCACUUGUGUGAAUGCUGAAAAUUGUGUGUCAUGCAACACGACAAAUUUUUUGACAAACGAUGGAGAUUGCAUUCCACAAAGUUCAAUAAUUGGAUGUGCUUUAAACGUCACUCAAAACGGCUGUUCUAAGUGUUCUGAUUCGUUUUAUAAAUACAAAGAAAACCAAUGCGCAAAAUGUCAUACAAACUGCACUUUGUGCUCCGAAGAAAAUUAUUGUACAUCAUGUAUUAAUGAUUACAUCUUAGAGAAAGGAAGUUGUGGACUUUUUUCUGAAAGAGAAAAAUGUCUGAAAUCAAACAAUUCAAAGUGUAUUGAAUGUAAGUUCUGGUAUACACCAAGUGAAGAUGGGACAUAUUGUGCUUCUCAAGUUGUGUGGUGGGUUAUUUUGAUCAUCGUUGUAUUUAUAAUAGUUUUAUUAAUUGUGGUCAUAACUGUCGUGUAUUUUGUACUGAACUCCAUUUCAAAAUUAAUUCGAGAAAAAUCAGUCGAGAAGAAGUUCACACUUUUUAAAAUGAAAAAAUCAAAUAUACAAUUUGAACGAAUAAAAGGCGGCGUUUGUGUCAAUUUCAAAGAAAUUAACUUCACAAGCGAUAUCGGCGAUUUGCCCAUUUUAGAGGAGAGUCGACAACUAAUUUGUAUUGGCAACGAAACAGAGCGCACUCUAAAAAUUCAAUUUUCAAAAUGUGGAGAUGAAAGGUGCAAAAUUCGGUGUAACCCAGAAAUUGUAUCUCUUAAGAAAGGUUUUGCGUGUGAGUUUGAAGUAUUUGUGACGCCCAAUUUCACUUGUGUUUUUGAAAACAAGAUUUUGAUCAUUUCACAAUCCCUCAAAACAGGCGAGGAGACUUACAACGAAAUAACAAUUAAAGGAGAGACUGUAUUAUCCACACGUUUGGACCCCACUGAAAUCCGAAAUGAAAAGAAAUUGGGUGAAGGUGGUUUUGGUAUUGUAUAUAGAGGAAAGUACCGAGGAAACUGUGUUGCUAUUAAACGUAUGAAGAAUUAUGAUGACAACAAUUCUCUUACUGAAUUUGAAAAGGAGGUUCAAAUGCUCGAUAAGUUUAGAAGUGAAUAUGUUGUGCAUUUCUAUGGCGCUGUUUUUGUUCCAACACAGAUGUGUAUGGUCACUGAAUUUGCCAAAUUUGGGUCGUUACAGGACUUGAUUAAAAAGAAGAAAUCAAGUGAUAUUUCAAAAAUAUUACGAGUCAGAUUCUGCUUAAAUGCGGCAAAAGGAAUUCAAUAUUUACACUCCAAUGGUAUUUUACAUCGAGAUAUCAAACCAGAUAAUAUACUUGUAUUUUCUUUAGAAGCAAAUCAAAGUAUAAUAGCGAAAUUAACGGACUUCGGGAGUAGUAGAAAUGUCAACAUGUUGAUGACCAAUAUGACAUUCACGAAGGGAGUUGGUACACCAAUUUAUAUGGCACCAGAAAUGCUAAACAAAAAGAAGUACAAGAAAGCGGCUGAUAUAUAUUCGUUUUCUAUUACUAUGUUCGAGUGUUUUGGGUGGCGUGAGGCAUAUCCAACAGCACAAUUUAAAUAUUCUUGGGACGUAGCAGACUUUGUUGCGUGUGGAAAUAGGUUAUCAAAACCAAGUGAUGUUGAUGAGAAACUCUUUGCAAUUAUUCAACAGGCAUGGAUACAUAAUCCAAAAGAAAGGGCCAAUAUUGAUCAAAUUAUUGAGAUGAUAGAAAGUGUUUAUUUGUAA